Messenger RNA from Cyclocybe aegerita, 525 nucleotides. Lineage: Eukaryota; Fungi; Basidiomycota; Agaricomycetes; Agaricales; Hemipholiotaceae. The record is from the annotation of a GenBank genome assembly.
AUGUCGACGACAACUUUGGCCGGGAAUUCGAGCGAAACAAAAAGUUCUACAAGCUGUACAAUAAACAUCUCCCUACCAACCAAGCCCAACUUCCUUGAACUCUGGGAUGAGCUCGGUAUUCCGCAUGACGAAGAAAAACAACUCUUCGGCCCUUCCCUUCCUAUCCUAGGCUAUCACGUCGAUGCGAAUGCAAUGACAGUCAAAGUCCCCGACGAGAAGAAGGCCAAGGUAGUUGAAUUACUUCGAAGUAACGCUCAUGCAGGGAAACCUUACACCGUCAACGAGCUGCAGUCCGUUGCCGGGUCUGUUGGCAGCGCCCUUAGUCUUUAUCCGCACCUCCGUCCAGGUCUCCGCGUGCUCUUUGAUGAGAUGGCAGCGCAGGAGGGGGGUACUACCAAGCUUAGGGUAACGAAGCCUGUUGCUCGCAGCUUGUCGUCGUUGGCGGACUUCCUUGAGCAUGCCCCGCCUGUGCCGAUUCGACACCAGAAGGAAAAGGUGCGCGGUAUUGGGGCUAGGACGAAAUAA